UAAUAACAAUUUAAUAUCUUUAGCCUUCACCUAGUGGACAUGGUCUUAGCCCAGUGCAUUGAUGAGGUUAAGAGUCACGAGAUAUUUAACAUAAAUUACCUAGUUUAGUUAUUACAACCCUACAAGGUGAAUAUUAUUUCUCCACUCUAUAGAUGAUGGGAGCUGGUGAUUCAGUGGAGGUUACUAGCUUUUCUAAGGCUAUACAACUGGUAAUGGUGGAUCUGGAAAUUGAGUGCUGGUCUGUGAAAAUCCAAAGGUUAUCUUCUUAAUCCCAGUACAGCUUCAUAGGUAUCUCCCAACAAGAUCAGCAUCCCAGCUGGGUGGGGGAUAAAAUACAGGGUCAUGAGUUUCCUCUAGCAGAAGGAUUGUUGCCAAUGGUUACCCCUUAGAUUGCAUCACUUUCAGUGUUGCCAAGUGCUGAGGCAGGAAUUACGUAUGACAAAGUUUUAUCGUCAGUGUUGGACACAAAAGAGCCAAGGAGGGGAAGGGACAAUUACUCUCUGCUUUUCUUAAUGAGGCUCUCAGGGAAUAUGACCCUAGUGGCCAUGGAGGCUCCUGUAAAGAGCUUGCCCUGUGAUUCUUCCAAACAUCCUUCCUGCAUCAAGGGCUGAGUCUGUGCAGCCCAGCUCCUGAUUCAUGAGAUACUCAGCCUCAAAGCUCCAGUGACGAGUCACCCUCCCUCAGACAAAUAACCUCUGGCCAGGUCUGAAAAAGGGAAGCCAACCCAGGACUUCAGGAGACAGUGAGGACUGCUGCUCUUUCUGGGUAAGAGUCAGAUCAUUGGCCUGGUGUGGUGGCUCACGCCUGUAAUCCCAGCACCUUGGGAGGCCAAGGCGGGCGGAUCACGAGGUCAAGAGAUAGAGACCAUCAUGGCCAACAUGGUGAAACCCUGUCUCUACUAAAAAUACAAAAAUUAGCUGGGUGUGGUGGCACGUGCCUAUAAUCCCAGCUACUUGGGAGGCUGAAGCAGGAGAAUCACUUGAACUAGGGAGAUGAAGGUUGCAGCGAGCCAAGAUCUCGCCACUGCACUCUAGCCUGGCGACAGAGCGAGACUCCGUUUAAAAAAAGAAAAAAAAAGAGUCACAUCAGUGGGACUUCACUGAUAACUGCUUGUCAGGACUUAAAGCCUCAGAGGGACCCUCCUUCCUUUCAAUUAUGUGGAGCCAGAAAAACAGUCCUGAGCUCAGCAGCAGUCCCUUGCAAUCACCCAGUCAGGACCAGCCUCUGUCCCGUCUGUCUGACAUCCUGAACUGUGGGGAACAAAAACUGACUGAGUUUCUGCCCAGACCUCUGGGUUGUUCCAUUUUAAUUUUACAAAUUGGACUCAGGGAGCUCCGUGGAUAUAGCCAAGAAGGCCUGGCUCAGACUUCUGUAAACCUGAGCCCUGAACAUAGCAGUAGCAGCCCCAGCAGGGUUGACAGUAUUAUCAUUUACAUCCUGCAAGCAAAAUUCUACUGCCAUUCCUGUGCCCCAUCUUAACCAGCAUUUUCCAAGCUUUUGCAUUUCGUCUUCUUUGUCUGCCUCUGUGUCCAGGAUCCCAGGCCCAUGAGCGGGACAAACCAGUCCAGUGUCUCCGAGUUCCUCCUCCUGGGACUCUCCAGGCAGCCCCAGCAGCAGCAUCUCCUCUUUGUGUUCUUCCUCAGCAUGUACCUGGCCACUGUCCUGGGGAACCUGCUCAUCAUCCUGGCCGUAAGCAUAGACUCCCGCCUGCACACCCCCAUGUACUUCUUCCUCAGCAACCUGUCCUUUGUGGACAUCUGCUUCUCCUCCACCACCGUCCCCAAGAUGCUGGCCAAUCACAUACUCGGGACUCAGACCAUCUCCUUCUGUGGCUGUUUCACACAGAUGUAUUUCGUUUUCAUGUUCGUGGACAUGGACAAUUUCCUCCUAGCUGUGAUGGCCUAUGACCGCUUUGUCGCCGUGUGCCACCCCUUACAUUACACAGCAAAGAUGACCCAUCAGCUCUGUGCCCUGCUGGUUGCUGGAUUAUGGGUGGUUGCCAACCUGAAUGUCCUUCUGCACACCCUGCUGAUGGCUCGACUCUCAUUCUGUGCAGACAAUGCCAUCCCUCACUUCUUCUGCGAUGUGACUCCCCUACUGAAACUCUCCUGCUCAGACACACACCUCAAUGAGGUCAUAAUCCUUAGUGAGGGUGCCCUGGUCAUGAUCACCCCAUUUCUUUGCAUCCUGGCUUCUUAUAUGCACAUCACCUGCACUGUCCUGAGGGUCCCAUCCACAAAGGGAAGGUGGAAAGCCUUCUCCACCUGUGGCUCUCACCUGGCUGUGGUUCUACUCUUCUAUGGCACCAUCAUUGCUGUGUAUUUUAACCCUCUGUCCUCCCACUCAGCAGAGAAAGACACUACGGCUACUGUGUUGUAUACAGUAGUGACUCCCAUGCUAAACCCUUUCAUCUACAGCCUGAGGAACAGGUACUUGAAAGGGGCUCUGAAAAAAGUAGUUGGCAGGGUGGUGGUUUCUGUCUGAUGAAAUAAUCAAGACUGAAUCUCAUUCCCAAGGAAAUUUAUUUUUCACCAAUUGAGUUUAAUGCAGUAGUUGUUUCAUUAAAUGAUG
This is a messenger RNA of Pan troglodytes (chimpanzee), 2571 nucleotides long. RefSeq names its product olfactory receptor family 1 subfamily F member 1 (gene OR1F1). Gene Ontology annotation, cellular component: membrane. The record is from RefSeq and is a predicted model, not a curated record. Gene Ontology annotation, molecular function: olfactory receptor activity; G protein-coupled receptor activity. NCBI's taxonomy places the organism in Eukaryota, Metazoa, Chordata, Mammalia, Primates, Hominidae. Gene Ontology annotation, biological process: G protein-coupled receptor signaling pathway.